Molecule: messenger RNA, 3010 nt
Organism: Talpa occidentalis (Iberian mole)
Lineage: Eukaryota; Metazoa; Chordata; Mammalia; Eulipotyphla; Talpidae
Gene: GRHL2
Product: grainyhead like transcription factor 2
Biological process (GO): brain development; regulation of transcription by RNA polymerase II; neural tube development
Cellular component (GO): nucleus
Molecular function (GO): RNA polymerase II cis-regulatory region sequence-specific DNA binding; DNA-binding transcription activator activity, RNA polymerase II-specific
Source: RefSeq, a predicted model, not a curated record
CCCCCCUUAUCCCACCUUUCCGGCUAGGUGAGGGCGCGAGCGGGCGAGCGAGCGAGAGUGGUGAGGGGGGACGGAAAAGCAGAAUUACCUGUAGCUCUUGUUCUGCCAUCUCGGGCGCUCUCACACACCUUCACCUGCACAGACUUGAAAGUCCAGUUUCACCAGAGGCUGAGGCUCCAGGAAAAGGGGAGCGAGUUCAUUGGAUCAAACAUGUCACAAGAGUCGGACAAUAACAAACGCCUGGUGGCCUUAGUGCCCAUGCCCAGCGACCCUCCAUUCAACACCAGAAGAGCCUACACCAGCGAGGAUGAAGCCUGGAAGUCGUAUUUGGAGAAUCCCCUCACGGCUGCCACCAAGGCGAUGAUGAGCAUUAAUGGUGACGAGGACAGUGCUGCUGCCCUGGGCCUGCUUUACGACUACUACAAGGUUCCUCGAGACAAGAGGCUGCUGUCUGUAAGCAAAGCAAGUGACAGUCAAGAAGACCAGGACAAAAGAAACUGUCUUGGCACGAGUGAAACCCAGAGUAAUUUGAGUGGAGGAGAAAAUCGAGUACAGGUCCUAAAGACUGUUCCAGUGAACCUUUCCUUAAACCAAGACCACCUGGAAAGUUCCAAACGGGACCAGUACAACACGAAUGUCCCUGAGAGCCCAGCCGUGGUCCCGCUGUCAGGGAUCACGGUGGUGAAAGCAGAAGAUUUCACUCCGGUUUUCAUGGCCCCGCCAGUGCACUAUCCCCGGGGAGACGGGGAGGAGCAACGUGUGGUUAUCUUUGAACCCACUCAGUAUGGGGUGCCUUCCAUGGGCAGCCACAGCACCUACCUCAAGGAUGACCAGCGCAGCACCGACCCGAGCUUCACGGCACCCGUGAGUCCCAGUAGCAGCUUCAAAGACGGCAACCCAGAGAAAUUUCGCAGUGCUUCAGUGGGGGCUGAGGAAUUCAUGUAUGACCAGACAUCAAGUGGCACCUUUCAGUACACCCUGGAAGCCACCAAAUCUCUCCGUCAGAAGCAAGGAGAGGGCCCCAUGACCUACCUCAACAAGGGCCAGUUCUAUGCCAUAACACUCAGCGAGACUGGGGACAACAAGUGCUUCCGACACCCAAUCAGCAAAGUCAGGAGUGUCGUGAUGGUGGUCUUCAGUGAAGACAAAAACCGCGACGAACAGCUGAAAUACUGGAAGUACUGGCACUCAAGGCAGCACACAGCGAAGCAGAGAGUCCUCGACAUCGCUGAUUACAAGGAGAGCUUUAAUACGAUUGGAAACAUUGAGGAGAUUGCAUAUAAUGCUGUUUCUUUUACCUGGGAUGUGAAUGAAGAAGCAAAGAUUUUCAUCACCGUGAAUUGCCUGAGUACAGAUUUCUCUUCCCAAAAAGGGGUGAAAGGACUUCCUUUGAUGAUUCAGAUUGAUACAUACAGUUAUAAUAAUCGUAGCAAUAAACCCAUUCAUAGAGCUUAUUGCCAGAUCAAGGUCUUCUGCGACAAAGGAGCAGAAAGAAAGAUCCGAGAUGAAGAGAGGAAGCAGAACAGGAAGAAAGGCAAAGGCCAGGCCUCCCAAACCCAGUGCAACAACUCAUCUGAUGGGAAGUUGGCGGCAAUACCUUUACAGAAGAAGAGUGACAUCACCUACUUCAAAACCAUGCCUGAUCUACACUCACAGCCGGUCCUCUUCAUACCCGAUGUUCACUUUGCAAACCUGCAAAGGACAGGACAGGUGUAUUACAACACGGAUGAUGAACGAGAAGGCAGCAGUGUCCUUGUUAAACGGAUGUUCAGGCCCAUGGAGGAGGAGUUCGGUCCAGCGCCUUCUAAACAGAUAAAAGAAGAAGGGAUGAAGCGAGUGCUCUUGUACGUGAGGAAGGAGACUGACGAUGUGUUUGAUGCCUUGAUGUUGAAAUCUCCCACGGUGAAGGGGCUGAUGGAAGCGAUAUCUGAGAAAUACGGACUGCCUGUGGAGAAGAUAGCAAAGCUUUACAAGAAAAGCAAAAAAGGCAUCUUGGUGAACAUGGAUGACAACAUCAUUGAGCACUACUCGAAUGAGGACACCUUCAUCCUCAACAUGGAGAGCAUGGUGGAAGGCUUCAAGAUCACGCUCAUGGAGAUCUGAGCCCUGGUCUCGGCUCCCCCUUGGCAGGAGCCCUCAGUACAUUCCUCCCCGGGCGAGAGAGGCCCCGGCCCCAGAACCUGAAGACCCGCCUCACCCAUCUCACACUGCUGUUACAUGACUGCGCUGACGGGGCAAGGCCCAGAGCUCCAAUCCGUGUCAGUAUGCUUGGCCCCCACCAGCUCCUGCGAGGAGCCCCUCGAGUAGGUGGCUUGGGCCUGUCAGACCCUUAUUUAUUGUCCACCUGUUUCUGGAUCCUGGGUUGGUGACCCCGCCAGGACUCUGCAGGUCACUGCUGGCUCCAGAUGAGACCAUCCAGAGCCCUCCACUUCAAGGGAAACACAGCCAAUUCGUUCAUCCUGAAGAGCCUGAAACUGUCUCGUCCCUUCGCCCAACUUUUGAGUGAUUGGAGAAAUGAGGGGCUUCUUGUUGUGGUAGUGAGAGGGUGGGUAAGAGUUCGAUGCCCCCUCACUGGUCAAAAACCUUUAGGUCACUCUGGGGAAGGUCAUCUUGCUAAAUACCUCCAGGGGUUCCCAGUGAGUGACUACCAGGCCUUGUACAGGAAGACAGUCAGCUACCUUGUAAUUAGCAAGUCACAUAGCAAGUAUGCCUGGUUCUCGUGUACAUAGUGUCUAUAAUAUUGCAAUAAUAUAUUUUACCUGUGGUAUGUGGGCAUGUUUACUGCCACUGGCUGAAGGGAGGCACAUACCUGGAGACUCCGCUUUCUGUAAGAGCUUCCCACCCCUGCUGCGGCCUGGGUGCUCAUGACUGCAGAGGGGGCCAAGACAGACACUACAGUGGGCAAGCCUGGAGACUUGUUCCUCAUCCCCCGAGGAAGUCCCCGUUCCCUUUCCCUGGGGACACUCCACCCUCAAGGCUACCGCUGUGUGCCAUGGUGGCUGGCUUAGCU